ACGGGUAAGUGAGGGAACCAGCGGGGCAGUGGCGCGGCGAAGCCCACCGCGGACGGCUAUAAAACUUCGCGCGCGAUGGGUUCGUUAGCUCGCCGAGUCCCAGACCGCGCAGGUCUAACACAAGCGGAGGACGACGUAGCCAUUUACAGGCCUCUAUCGCGACGUCCGUGAGCAUGGGGGCCGAUGCAGUGAUGAUCCAGCCCACCGUGCUCCUCGUGCCGUUCCCGGCGCAGGGCCACGUCACGCCCAUGCUGCACCUGGCGCGCGACCUCGCCGCGCACGGCGUCGCGGCCACCGUCGCCGUCCCGGACUUCAUCCACCGCCGCAUCGCCGGUCUCGCAGACGCCGGCGGCUGCGGCGUGGCGCUCGCGUCCAUCCCCAGCGGCAUCACGGAGGACGCCGGCGCUGGCGACGAUACCCCGGGGUUCGGUGCCAUCGCGCACGCCAUGGAGCACCACAUGCCCGCGCACCUGGAGCGCAUGCUGACGCGCGGCCGGCCCAUCGCCUGCGUCGUCGUCGACGUGCUGGCCUCGUGGGCCGUUCCCGUGGCCGCGCGGUGCGGCGUGCCGGCCGCCGGGUUCUGGCCCGCGAUGCUCGCCAGCUACCGCGUCGUGGCGGCCAUCCCGGAGCUCAUCGAGAAGGGGCUCAUCUCCGAAUCUGGUACACCUAUCUCGUCGAAUCAAUACGACAUGGAGGACCAGAUGAUCCGAGGGCUCCAGAUUCUGCCGGCACAGGUGGAGCUGCGCACCAAGGAGCUGCCGUGGCUCGUCGGCGACAAUGCCACCCAGAAAUCGAGGUUCGCCUUCUGGCUCCAGACCUUGCACCGCUCGAGGAGCUUCCGGUGGGUCCUCGUCAACUCCUUCCCGGGCGAGGCUGGGUGUGCCGCCGCGGCCGACGAGGACGUGCAGCGCCCCGCACGGCAGGGCCCGCAGAUCCUCCCGGUAGGACCGGCGUUGCUACCCGGCAUCAGCAGCGCCGAGUUCACGAAACAGCAGCAACCGUGCAGCAAGAACCCCAGCAUGUGGCGCGCGGACUCGACCUGCAUCGGGUGGCUGGACGCGCAGCGCGCCGGGUCGGUGGUGUACGUCUCGUUCGGCAGCUGGGUCGGGCCGAUCGGUCCCGACAAGAUCCGCGAACUGGCGCUGGGGCUGGAGGCCACGGGCCGCCCGUUCCUGUGGGCGCUCAAGAGGGACCCCUCGUGGCGCGCCGGCCUCCCCAACGGGUUCGCCGAGCGCGCCGCCGCCACCGGGCGCGGCAAGGUGGUGGACUGGGCGCCGCAGGAGGACGUGCUCAGGCACGGCGCCGUCGGGUGCUACCUCACGCACUGCGGCUGGAACUCCACCGUCGAGGCCAUACAGCACGGGGUGCGGCUGCUGUGCUACCCCGUGUCCGGGGACCAGUUCAUCAACUGCGCGUACAUCACCGGCCUGUGGAAGAUCGGGCUCAAGCUCGGCAGCAUGAGAAGGGACGACGUGAAGGGCUGCAUCGGGAAGAUCAUGGAAGGCGACGAGGGGAGGCGCCUGCAGGAGAAGGUCACUGCGUUGCGUGGGAAAGUCGUGACGGCGGAGGCGAGGCGCUCGGCGGACAGGAACGUCAGGUCUUUCGUGGACGAGAUUAAGAGAGAUCACCCGCUGUUGAUGCAAAUAUACAGCGUAUUGUAGUGAUCCACGUGAACGUACAUGUACAUUACCUUUUUUUUCUUCACCAUGAAAAUGGUUACGAUCCAUGUUAACAAAAUUUACGAUCUAUCGCCAAAUUUCAUCUUAGCAAGGUUGAACAA
Phragmites australis (common reed) is the source of this 1780-nucleotide messenger RNA. Its product is annotated as UDP-glycosyltransferase 82A1-like. NCBI's taxonomy places the organism in Eukaryota, Viridiplantae, Streptophyta, Magnoliopsida, Poales, Poaceae. The transcript has 2 exons. Gene Ontology annotation, molecular function: UDP-glycosyltransferase activity. The record is from RefSeq and is a predicted model, not a curated record. Bases 174 to 1661 code for a protein of 495 amino acids.